UGGGAAAAACGGACUCGCAUCUUGCUACUCGAACCGGGGGCUUACGAUGACCCUGUCAGCUGUUCAUUAUAUCUCAUGUCAUUUCAAUCUGCAGAAUACGAAGCAAUAUCUUAUGUUUGGGGGAGCACACAAGAUACCGGCUCCAUAGUCUGCCAGGGUCUCGAGAUUGGUGUGACAGCAAACCUCGUCCAGUCCCUGCGUCAAGUCAGAUAUGUGGACCACCCGCGACAUCUAUGGGUUGAUGCGCUUUGCAUCAACCAGCGAGAUCUCCACGAAAAGGCGUUUCACGUGAACAUGAUGGGGGAGAUCUACUCGCAUGCCUGGCGGGUCAUCAUUUGUCUCGGAGACGACGGACACAAUGGCGAGGCUGCAACAACUGCUUUCGACGCGAUCAGAGACUAUAAACGUCUUGCCGCCAAGUAUAUAACGCAAUCUCGGAUAGCUGACGGAAGUGGCUGGAAGCCGGCAGAUGAUGAGGGUGGUUAUGGUCUCAUCACUCGCGAGCGGCUACUGCCUGCUGUGCAGAUCUACAGAAAGCCGUGGUUCGGACGUGUCUGGGUUCUACAGGAAAUUGGGCUUGCUGAAGAGGCACUCCUGGCGUACGGUAGCUCAACCAUCAACUUUACUGAGAUUAUGGACUUCGCCCAGGCAUGGGCGCAAACGGGCAACGAUUUCACUGGCGUUUACUUCAGUUCCGGCUACAUCUGGGGACUCUUCAAUCACAUCUGGGCCACCUAUGCCGAGAGCGUUGACCGGUUGUGGUACCGAUCUUCCUUUAUCCUUACAACUUCCGCGCGACAGGUAAUAAGGAAAAACAAGCCGGAUUAUGAGGACGUGCUAUUCAAGGCCAGACAAAUACUUAAUACAGAAGGCUACAGAUCCAAGGGAUUUUGCAGGAACGGCAGAUACGAUGCAAGCAGAGGCGAGAACCUGUUGACUCAGGCAACGAAUAUCAAAGCCCGGGUAUUUGCUUCUUGCCUCGAGACGUCUGUCCAUAGUGUCGACACGAUAUUUCUCUGUGGCAGGAUAGCCGGAGGAGAGCCGUCCCUUGACGGUAGUGCGCAAGUUGAGAAUGCAGAUGCCCACCGUCUGGCUACAGAAGCAGCACUUUGCAACCGGCCCAGCAUCGCGGAAGAAUACUGGGCCCUGCUAGAAGCCACAGAGAGGAGUCAUGGCCUCGCCUAUGCGGACAAGGCUCUCGCGUUCGCCAGCACCCUUUUACACGCAUGUGACGAUGAUAAGGACCCUGCAUCGAUUGCUAGGAGCUCCAGCGAGUUUUGCAAAGAAAACUGUCCCACAAUCCAGGAUCGCCUUGAAAAGCACGAGUGGCUCAAAGAAUGGACUUCGGCCAAGACUCACUUCAUACCUUUCGUACCACGUACGGUUAGUAGCAUAAACGGCGAGAAAUUCUUCACAACGAAGAAGGGUGGAACAAUUACCCUGUUGGUCGAGCUCAGCGAUUUGAUAUGCAUUAUUCCAUCUGUUCAGACACCGCUAGUGAUGAGGCCCGUUGAGGGAAGAGACGGGGCAUUUCAUAUCAUUGGCUCAUCCUACGUAUGUGGAAUGAUGUACGGUGAUGUUUUCAAGACACCGGAGCCGGGUCACUGCUCCCCAGAAGUGUCAAUUAUUCAUUUCGUGUGA
Colletotrichum gloeosporioides is the source of this 1641-nucleotide messenger RNA. RefSeq lists its product as uncharacterized. NCBI's taxonomy places the organism in Eukaryota, Fungi, Ascomycota, Sordariomycetes, Glomerellales, Glomerellaceae. The record is from RefSeq and is a predicted model, not a curated record. The annotation marks the transcript as partial. The transcript is spliced from 4 exons.